UGCGCGCAUGUUCGCUGAUCUUCAUGUUAGACUCAUGUAUGUUGGCAAGAAAUGAACAGGACAAUCGAUUUACAAAUCAGAUGAAGUCACUUCGGCCAAAUGCGCAGACUCGAUGACACGCGGAAACGAGCAGCUUGUUUAGAUACAACUUUAAAUGGAGGAUCGAGCAUAGACUGUGUCCUGCUGGAUUAGGUAACACUGUCGCAUGAAAUAUUUGCUGGUGAGGUUGGGAGGACAGCAUUUCUCACAGAACAUGGACCCAGGCUGGUUUAUUGGACAUGACAGAAUUUGUCCCACAGAAUCUGCGCAACAGAUGCCUGGCUCUUCCUGCAGGGCCUCAAGGCCUCGCAUGACUGUCAACCUGACCAAAAUGCUACAUGCUGAUAAACCUAAUUCAGAAAAGAAGCCGGUGCCAAUCCGCCCACCAAGUACCAGAGUCUCUUUGCCAAGGAAGCAUGAAUCCCAUCAGAGCCUUUCCUGUGAGCCAACACCAAAGCCCAUCAUCCGGCAGCGGUCACUGUCUUUGCCCUCCACCACACAGAAGAAGAGGCAGUGCAGAAGUGUCGGUGUGCGGUUUGUCGACUCACUGGGGCUCGAACUGGAAGACAUCAGGCUUUUCAAAUCUGGAGAUAAUCCAUCUAUUCCACAUCAUGUUUCCUUUCGGUUAUUGAUGGGUGCAGAGUUAGCUGAUGGGAGACACUUAGAAAUAUCCUUGCCAUAUUUGCAACCAGUUUUUGCUGAGCAGCCUGGUGAUCAGUCACAAUUCCUGCAUCGUCUCCAAGAGCAGAAAGUGUGUCUGGAAAGAGUUUUGUGUCUUGAGCUGGGUGUCAUUGGAAUCACUCAAGUUGUCAAUUUGGACUUUGAGAAAGAUGUCACCGCUCGCUAUUCCUUUACAGGCUGGAAGAGCUGCACAGAAACCAAGGCAUCGUGGGUGUCAACUGUCACCAAAACCUGGGAAGGUGGAGGGGGGGAGCUAAGUUGUGAUGUAUUUCGUUUCCACUUGCCUGUUCCACCUUUCCUGCAGCCAGGAGCAGUGUUAGAGUUUGCCAUUCAGUACAAGGUCUGUGGUUCUGAAUACUGGGAUAACAAUAAUGGGGAGAAUUAUAAACUAGUUUGCCAGAACUACAAGCUCAAUGUGCCAAAAGAAUGUGAGGACAGCAUGGUGCACUUCAUUUAGGGUGCUGAAGGGAGGAAGAAACUUUAUAAAAUAAUUUGAACUUUGAGCACUUUAUAACGGUUGUCAGCCACAUAAGUAAUUUUAUAUCUUUAGUGGAUAGAAUAUUUCAUAUUUCCGAGCUUGUUUGAGUCUAAAUGUAGGAUAAACUGUUCGUUAUGAUCUGAUGCACUGUGAUUUGAUAAGGAAGCGUGAACUUGCUCAAUCACUAAUUGUUUUGAUAUAACUGGCUUUGUAUUUAAUAAAAUUGCACUUUAAUGUGGAAACACCCAAGUGACACCCACUAAUUGUAGCAUAAAUAUUCAGUCCAACUGAAAUUAAUGAACAUGAUCUGUUUUGUCUAGCUGUAUAUUUGACAUGGAAAAUGAUUUUUCUAUUCUGGUCAGGUUUGCUCAGUGGUCAGAGAUUAUUUUUCACAAAAAUGUUUAUUAAAAGAAACAUGAAAUAUACAAAAUCAGGAUGCUUUUUUUUCUAAAUGUUUCACAGUUUUUGCUUAACAAUAAAGCUAAAUUGCA
This is a messenger RNA of Sphaeramia orbicularis (orbiculate cardinalfish), 1689 nucleotides long. It is a transcript of the gene ppp1r3da, whose product is annotated as protein phosphatase 1, regulatory subunit 3Da. Gene Ontology annotation, biological process: regulation of glycogen biosynthetic process. Lineage: Eukaryota; Metazoa; Chordata; Actinopteri; Kurtiformes; Apogonidae. Gene Ontology annotation, molecular function: glycogen binding; protein phosphatase 1 binding. The record is from RefSeq and is a predicted model, not a curated record. The coding region runs from base 206 to 1177 and encodes 323 amino acids. The transcript is spliced from 2 exons. Gene Ontology annotation, cellular component: protein phosphatase type 1 complex.